Ciona intestinalis (vase tunicate) is the source of this 1845-nucleotide messenger RNA. NCBI's taxonomy places the organism in Eukaryota, Metazoa, Chordata, Ascidiacea, Phlebobranchia, Cionidae. The record is from RefSeq and is a predicted model, not a curated record.
UCUGUUUUUAUUGUUAAAAUAUUGAUUCGUUUUUCUUUUUUGGAUUAAGGCACCGACAGAAAAGAAAGACAGAAACAGUUGUUAAAGAUAGACGCAAACAGAACGCCAGUCACUAUGCAGCAAAUCCUGUAUACUAUGACGUAAUAAUGGGCUCGUCCAUGACGUAAUUCGCGUAUACCGGAAGUUGCGUCAUUGCACGUUAUUAUGUAGUUAUUGUAGUAGAUAUUUUCAUGCAAAACAACGUGUCAGAGAAGAUGCAGAAACACGUCAAUAAAAAAGGCAAACAAAUCUAGAUUUACUAAUUGUAACUUCUUCUGUAAACAGUUUAUAUUAUCAAAAAGCAGAUAUUUUAACGAUGAAAAAUAUCACUGCAAUUUGUCGAGUAACUUUGAAGCAGUUGGGUAAAAGUGCAUGUCAUGGCAGCAACAAAAGUACAGUUUUUGCAUCAUCACGCAGAAAUUAUUCAGAUUCCGAAGCUUCAAACAAAGAAAAGCGAAUCAUAAUUACAGGUGGCCUGGGGCAACUCGGGCAGGGAUUGGCGAAGAAACUUCGAAGCAAGUACGGCAGAGAAAACGUUUUGUUAACUGAUAUUCGUAUUCCUGAUAAAAGUAUAGUGAAAGAAGGACCUUAUGCAUAUGCUGACACUCUUAACUAUGACGCAAUAAAAGAAUUGGCAGUGAACCACCGCGCUGAUUGGCUGAUACAUUUCAGCGCAUUGCUCAGCGCGGUGGGUGAGGCGAAUGUCCCUCUGGCGGUCAAAGUGAAUAUUAAUGGAAUGCACAAUGUAUUGGAUGUUGCCAACGAACUUGGGCUAAAGUUAUUCAUACCAAGCACUAUUGGGGCAUUCGGCACAGAUUCCCCCAGAAACCCGACCCCGGAUGUUUGCAUACAACGACCAAAGACUAUAUACGGGGUUGCUAAAGUUCACGCUGAACGUAUGGGCGAGUACUACCACCAUCGAUUCAACUUGGAUUUUCGUUGUCUUCGAUUUCCUGGUAUUAUAUCAUGCGACACGAAACCCGGCGGUGGAACAACAGAUUACGCUGUGGAGAUAUUUCAUAAAGCGUUAUCUAAUGGUAGCUUCGUUUGCAACGUGGCUCCUGACACACGGUUGCCUAUGAUGCAAAUCGAUGACUGUCUUGAUGCAACUAUAAAGUUUAUGGAGACAGAUGUUUCAAAGUUGCACCAGCGCGUAUACAAUAUCAACUCUAUGAGUUUCACACCAGAAGAGCUCGCGCAUGAAAUACGAAAACACAUUCCUAAUUUUGAAAUCACUUACGAUGUCAAUCCAAUGCUUCAGGAAAUAGCGAACAGUUGGCCAGAUGUUUUUGAAGACGACAACUCGCGCCGAGACUGGGAAUGGGAGCACAAAUACGACUUGUCGAAAUUGGUCGAAUAUAUGCUUGAGGGAAUUAAGAAGCAGAUGUGGUGAUAAUGUGCUCGACAGUCCUGCAAACAGUGACGCAACCAGGGGGUUGUUCAGGGAUCAAGAACUCCCUUUUUUUAAAUUAAAAAAAAAAAAAAUAAGAAUACGUAAAACAUACUAAUAUAAUAAUAAUUUUUUUGUAAAACCCACUAAUUUGUUUCUGGCUGCGCUUCUACCCCAAUGGUCCCCAUUACUUUGCAUGAAAUUUUACCUGAGCGUUUUUUAAGUAUUAUUUUAUACAGCUACAUCUUUUUUAUAUAAUCGAUACAGUAUUAUAUUUAUUAAACGAUAAAAUUAUUAAACGUCAACAUUUUUUUUUCUUAGGCAAAACUGCUUUUAUUUAAAGUAUAUCACGUUCAUUGUUUCUAUUUAUAAUAAAUUAGAAUUGUACCAGUAAUUAUUAAGAUGCGUUUUAUACC